UCAGCAAGGCCAAAUUCUUACUAUGUUUCUCUUCUAGUUUGUACAGUUGCUAAAACUGCUUAGAAUUUAGGCCUUCUAAGAAAACUAUUGUGACAUUAACUAUUGUCUCUUUUCUUAUGAAUUGGCAGAAAAUGAUAAAUAAACACCCGGGUGAAAUGUCACCCCUUAUUUCAAGGGAGCGAUUGGCGCCAGGGACUCCUCCCAGAUCUCCAAGGCAUACAGAAAAUGGCCUCAAGAGAAAUGAUACCACAGAUUUCAGUCGAUCAAAUCCACUUUGGCUUUCAACUCAAAUGGAUACAAACAACUACAGUAAUGAAAAAAAAAAUGAAGAUACUGAUACACCGCAAACAACACAGACUGCGUUCUCACCAUGUUAUGGCUGGCAAGGUCGAAAACCGGCAUUAACAAGGAAUACAAGAAAACCAACAAAAAAACUUCUGUUUAAAGCUGUAUCUGAAGGGGACACUGAGAUGUUAACUGAUCUCCUUUCAGAAGCAAAGUCCAGUUCAAGGGUGUAUUCAGUGACGCAGGCCAAAGAAUUCUUUAUGCAUAAAUUAACCUCAAAGGACACUGGAAAAACCUGCCUGAUGAAGGCCUUAUUAAAUAUUAAUGAGAAGACACCAGAGGUCGUGCGCAGUCUCCUUACAUUUGCUGAAGAAAAUGACAUUUUGGAGACAUUUAUUAAUGCAGAGUACACAGAAGAGAAUUAUAAGGGCCAAACUGCAUUAAAUAUUGCUAUUGAAAGAAGACAAGUUGAGCUUGUCAAGUACCUGAUUGAAAAAGGUGCAAAGAUCGAUGUACGGGCUCAGGGGCGAUUCUUUAAUCCAAAGAAUAAAUAUGAAGGAUUUUAUUUCGGUGAAACACCAUUGGCACUGGCUGCAUGCACAAAUCAACCUGAGAUAGUGCAGCUUAUAAUGGAUAAAAGCCCAACCAUUGGCACCAUCCAGGACUCUCUAGGAAACACAGUACUUCAUGCUUUGGUCAAUGUGGCAGACAAUUCUGAAGCACAAAAUGACUUCAUUAUCGGAAUGUAUGACACAAUCCUCAGAAACUGUAAAAACAAAUCGCUAGAACAGAUUCCUAAUAACGAAGGUCUGACAUCAAUGCAGCUAGCGGCAAAGCUGGGGAAAACAGAGAUCCUUCACUAUAUACUAAGUCGGGAAAUCAAAGAGAAAGAAAACAUGGUUCUCUCUCGUAAAUUCACAGACUGGGCUUAUGGACCCGUCUCUUCUUCUCUGUAUGACUUAACAAGCAUAGAUACCUGCUGGCCGAACUCUGUACUAGAAAUUGUGGUUUAUAACACAGAUAUUGAUAACCGUCACGAGCUACUAACUUUGGAACCACUGCACACACUUCUGCAAAUGAAAUGGAAAAAGUUUGCAAGAUACAUGUUCUUUUUGUCUUUCCUGUUAUCCUUCACCUACAAUAUUGCUCUGACCCUUGUGUCUUAUUAUAGGCCACGUGGAGAGCAGGAUGUAUAUCCACUGAACCUGUCAUAUGAAAAUGGAUGGUUACAAUUAGUCGGACAAAUGUUUAUAAUCGUUUGUGCCACAUACUUGAUGGUCAAAGAGGCUGUUGUCAUGUUUUUGGUCAAGCAGUCCGAUCUAAAGUCUGUUCUGUCGGAUGCCUGGUUCCAUAUCCUUUUUUUUAUACAAGCAGUCCUGGUUAUAGUGUCAGUUUUCUGUUAUUUAUUUGGGGUGGAUUUUUAUCUUGUAUUCCUUGUCUUGGCUAUGGCACUUGGAUGGAUGAAUUUACUUUAUUAUACAAGAGGAUUUCAGUCUUUGGGGAUAUACAGUGUUAUGAUCCAGAAGGUCAUCUUAAACGAUGUGCUGAAAUUCUUGUUUGUAUACAUUCUAUUUCUGCUUGGAUUCGGAGUUGCGCUUGCAUCAUUACUUGAAAAUUGCGAAGAUGGGGAAGAGUGUCAAAGUUUAAGCACAGCCAUAUUGGAACUGUUUGAACUCACCAUAGGAUUAAGAGGCCUGGAAAUGGAUAAGGAUCCAAAAUAUCCUGUUCUGUUCCUUUUUCUCCUCAUAACAUUUGUGAUACUUACAUUUGUGCUUCUUUUAAACAUGCUGAUUGCCCUAAUGGGUGAGACUGUGGAAAAGAUAUCACAGGAAAGCGAGCACAUCUGGCGGCUUCAGAGGGCCCGGACAAUUUUAGAAUUUGAAAAAAGCUUACCAGCAUGGCUGCAAGCCAGAUUUCAGCUUGGAGAAUCAUGCACGGUCUCUAAGGGUGACAACAACAGGAUCUGCUUGAGAAUUAAUGAAGUAAAAUGGACUGAAUGGAACAACCAUGUUACCUGCAUAAAAGAAGAGCCUGGGUUAACAUUUUUUCCUGAUACCAAAGAUACAAACACAGCAAGUGAAGAUGAGCUUGAUAGUUUUGAGAAAUUUGCAGGAAUUUCAAUCAGUGUUGGAGACCUUGAGGAUCAAGCAAUGGAGACAACUGUUUAACCACCUUAUAAAUUUAUAUACUGUGAAUGCUGAUGACUGAUGCCUGUUGCUUUAUGUUAUGAUUCAACAAUCUAAGAUAUAAUUUUUCUACAUUACCAAACACUUACUGUGAAUGUUAUUUUUAACCAGGUAUAUAGCAAAGUAUGCUGCUAAACUGCAUAUGGUAACAAAGCAGACAUAAAUUUGAUAUGCAUACCAAUUUGGGUUAGGAAAUAUUAUAGGCCUAACAUCAACAGAACUACAUAAACCCUGACAGACCUGGUGAAAAGGUCUCUAAUAAAAGCUACUGCUAUGGGACUUGGCAAUAUAAGCCAUAACAUUAUAAUAAUGCCCCUGUGUAAGCGCACAUUAAAUCCUUGUGUUUAUAAGGUCUUAUUUAUUUUAUAAUUGAUUGUUUUUCAUUUUUUCUUGCCUGUAUUUAUAAAUGUUUUCAAAGUGAUGCUAUACUUUAGUUACGAUAAAUGAAGGAUUACUCUCAGAAAGAUAUUUACUAUAUCUGUGUAUAGUUAAACAUUUCAAAAAGAAAAAAAAAUAUUCUGAAUCUCAACCGCCCCUUUCAAAGGUGGAGAUUUCAAUUAUAUUAAACAGAUAUAAAUUGUUAGAAAUUGUGCCACACAGCCAUAAUUAAAUAGUAUAAAGUAAAAAAAAAUCAAAACGAUCAAAAACCCUGUUUUAUCUUGAUAUUAAAUCAAAUUUAUAGACAUGCUUAAAAGACAGGUCAUUCUGUAGACAAAUCUAAACUGAAUGGUUCACACUCAGAACAGAAAUAAAGUACACUGUAUACCUUUAUGGAUUUAAUUAUCAUGUUUAUUGAAUGUAUUUUUUUUAAAAUAUUUUUUAAAUGACUAUAAUGCAUAGAUUUUUAUACAAGAUUAUUACACAUAGCUAAUAAAUAGGGUAAGGAAUUAUGUCGAGCUGUUCAUUGUUAUUUUCCCAACACUUUGAUGUUCCUCCUAUAACAGUAUACUGUACACAAAGGGGCACAUUUACAAAAGCACAAACGCACGAGUGUUCAUGCGAUUUUUUCGGGCUUCCGCACGACUUUUUCAUACGGCGCACAACUUUUUCGGACGUUUGCACGAAAAAAUCGGAAAGGUUUUACCGCUGUUUACAAUUGUUCGGUACGAAAAUUUCGUGACUUUCGGAUCGCCAAUACGAUAUUAUCGUGACUAAUACGAUUUUUUCAUAAGCAUUUUCGUGAUAUUUGCGAUCUUACGAAA
Messenger RNA from Xenopus tropicalis (tropical clawed frog), 3673 nucleotides. It is a transcript of the gene trpv3, whose product is annotated as transient receptor potential cation channel, subfamily V, member 3. Gene Ontology annotation, molecular function: monoatomic ion channel activity. The transcript has 17 exons. Bases 117 to 2453 code for a protein of 778 amino acids. Gene Ontology annotation, biological process: monoatomic ion transmembrane transport; monoatomic ion transport. Gene Ontology annotation, cellular component: membrane; plasma membrane. NCBI's taxonomy places the organism in Eukaryota, Metazoa, Chordata, Amphibia, Anura, Pipidae. The record is from RefSeq and is a predicted model, not a curated record.